Daucus carota subsp. sativus is the source of this 1261-nucleotide messenger RNA. RefSeq lists its product as uncharacterized. The transcript has 3 exons. The coding region runs from base 729 to 1211 and encodes 160 amino acids. The record is from RefSeq and is a predicted model, not a curated record. NCBI's taxonomy places the organism in Eukaryota, Viridiplantae, Streptophyta, Magnoliopsida, Apiales, Apiaceae.
AAAACAGCUUUCCAGUACUAUACUUAUAGCUAAAAUUAUUGGACCUUUUCAUGUAGCGGUGAAAUUGUUACCAUUUCGCUUCUGGGGCCUAAAUUAACAUUACAAUUUGACUAUAAUUUCAACAUAUACCGCAGGAGGAACGUCGUGUUGGCUAUUUCCAACUUAAUGGUUAAGCGUGGCAAAGGUAAGUCUCAUCAAUCUGCUUGCGCAGCCUGGUAAUGCAUCUGUAUACACCGUAUCAUAAUGUCUACAUGAUAUUAGGUUAGGCAUAACAUUUACCAUAAAUUUCAAGCAUCUACAUAGUUUAGUGAACGGAUAUCCAUAUUCCGCUAUCUGCAAUUGUCUCUCAUACAGGGCGUGUUUAUUUGUCGACAACAAAGGCCACAAAACUAUAUUUUGACCUGUCGUAUAAACAACUAGGCCUCCUUGGAGAUUUAGUGGCAUUAAGAUAUGGAGAAUUCUUGUGUCGACAGCCAAUAACAGAAAUUUAUGAAAACUUAUAUCCUAUUUCGGUACAGAGGAUAUAUCUGAAUCUUCAAGAAAUGCAAGACCCAAACAAAUGGGUCCAGCCAAAGGUCUGCUGCAAUGUUGACUUCCUUCAUUCUUCCUAUCACAUUCACCACAUUAUCUUCAUUAUUAUGGUGUUUUGGCAUGCAUCUUCAAUAGCUUUUCAGGAAACAAGCAUUCUUCUGCAAAGUUACUAUUGUGGAUAUAUUAUUACAUGAGAAAUGGGACUUCAGACAUCGGAGAAGGUAUAUCGUUGUGCUGGUUGUAAUGUCUCAUUUGUUCCAAUCAACAAACGGUCGAGAAGGGUGAUUUUGGUGGCUGACUCUACCACAAAUGCUAGAUUAGUAUUGAAGGCACAUGACUUGGAGCAAAUAGCUGGUCUGACUAUGCUCGAGUUGAUAACAGAUUGCUCUGCCAACCAUGCGGCCAAGCAUGGAGCGACUUUCCAGAAUAGAAUCAACCGCAUUAAAGAUGCCUUGUGCACGUUUGAGGUAGAAGCCCCGGUUUAUAGUGGCACAAACAGCACAGAGGAAAUCAUAAUCACUGCCAUUGUUGAGGCAGAAAAACUGGUUGGAAAGCGGAAGCCAAGACACUUUUUAGCUCAGCUCGACAAGAAUACUGGAUUCCAGAAUGGUUUUCGAUCGAUCUUACAAAAUACAUUAAUUUUGGCUUCUUUAAAAUCUUCAGACUUUUGCUGCAAAUGAUAAGGACCUGAGAUUUUCUUGUUUGCAAUGUGUACUUCGUUUCUUCCUCA